Molecule: messenger RNA, 2281 nt
Organism: Gordionus sp. m RMFG-2023
Lineage: Eukaryota; Metazoa; Nematomorpha; Gordioida; Chordodea; Parachordodidae
Product: nucleolar protein 56-like
Exons: 10
Coding region: 23-2248 (741 amino acids)
Cellular component (GO): box C/D methylation guide snoRNP complex; small-subunit processome
Molecular function (GO): snoRNA binding
Source: RefSeq, a predicted model, not a curated record
CUUUUUGAAUCAAGUUAUAGAUAUGGCAACUGAUUUCGAAAAUUCUGUACUCAAAGCAAUUGAAAAAAUUAAGGCAUUUAAAAAGAAAACCUCUCUUGAAAAAAUUCGAAAUAUUGUUAUGAGAGAUAUUUUUCAAACCGAUAAAGAAUUCUGCGACAAAUUAAAUGUAAUGAUAAAGGAAAAAAAAAUAGUCAAGGCAUUGAAAUCAAGAGAUACGGUAUAUUUCGAUCCCCAAAAAGGACCCAUUCGCCUUAUUCAUAUAGAAUCAGAUGAUUUAUCUCACCUUGUUAAAAAUGCCAUUAAAAGAUUGAAACAAAAAUCCCUUAAAAGUGAUCAAAUUGAUGAAAACAAAAUUAUGGAGCAAAUAUAUUCAUGUAAUUAUAUUGCAAAUUAUGAUCCUAUAAGUGAAAUAGAUAUUCAAAAUGAAAAUAAGAUUAAACCAGUCAGUAGUAAAGAAAUAAAAGUCAAAGCUGAUAUUGUUAGCUAUGUGAAUGCUAGUCAACAGAAUAAUAAUAGAGAAUAUAAUGAUAUUAAAGUUCUCUCUUUAGAUGGGGAGUCUUCCUUGUUCAUCCUAUUUGAACAUGCCGUCGGUUACACCUUAUUCAACAUCAAGCAAUAUGAAGAGAUAGGUAUGAUCCUUUUAUCCAAACAAUUGUGUGACAAUCUCACUGAUUUUACUAAAUUCGCCAACACAGUUCAUUUGGUGGCUUUUUCACCCUUCAAAUCUGCUAAAAACGCCCUGGAAAAUAUUAAUCAUAUAUCGGAAGGUCUGGUUCACGAGGAUUUAUACUUAUUUUUGGACACUUAUCUACCUAAAAAUGUCUCUAACGUUGACAGAAAAAAAGUAUUACUAGCUAUCGCCGAUAGUAAAUUGGGCAAUUCAAUCAACGAGAAUGCGAAUCUCGGCAUCAAUUGUAUAUAUUCUGGACUUGUACCAGAUAUUAUGCGAGGAAUAAGGCAACACUUUAACAAAUUUUUUAAAAACCUGAACCAAAAUGACAAUCUCAUUGACGAGACAAAGGAAUCUAAAUCACAACUAGGUCUCGCUCAUAGCUAUUCCCGUGCCAAAAUUAAAUUUAACAUUAAUCGGGUCGAUAAUAUGAUAGUUCAAUCUAUUGCUAUACUAGAUCAAUUGGACAAAGAUAUAAACAAAUUUUGCAUGAGGCUUAGAGAAUGGUAUUCCUAUCAUUUUCCUGAGCUUUACAAACUUGUACCGGAUAAUUUGCUUUACGCGAGAGUAGUUAAAUGUUUUGGAGACAGAAAAGGAAUUUUUAAUAACGCUACUAACAGUGAAGAACUCAAAAAAAAGCUGGCUGAUAUUUUAAAUCACGAUUUAACUUUGAUUAGAGAUAUACUAAAGAUCGCUAAAUCGUCAAUGGGAAUGGAUAUAUCACCUCUUGAUUUAAACAUGAUUGGAAAAUUUACCGACAGAGUUAUAGCUUUAGGUGAAUUUAGGAAAAAAUUAUCGGUCUACCUAAACGAUAAAAUGAAAUGCGUCGCACCAAAUCUUUCGGAAUUGUUAGGGGAUACGGUAAGCGCUAGAUUAAUAUCACACGCUGGCAGUCUCUCUAAUUUAGCCAAAUGUCCCGCCUCUACCAUUCAAAUCCUGGGAGCUGAAAAAGCUCUUUUUAGAGCUCUAAAGAGUCGAAGCGGUAAUACUCCCAAGUACGGGCUUCUGUUUCACUCGUCUUUCAUCAGUAAAACCGGACCCACUAAUAAAGGAAAAAUUUCGAGAUUUUUAGCCAAUAAAUGUGCCAUCGCUUCCCGGAUCGACUGUUUUUCAGAUGUUUCGUGCCCAAUAUAUGGUCAGUUUUUUAAGGCUCAAGUUGAAAAUAGAAUAAAAUUUCUCGAAAAUAAUGAAGAACCUAUUAAAAACCACGAUCUAAUGAAUCAAGCUCAUCAAAAAGCAAUGGAAUAUAUGAAAAACAUUGGUACUGAACCUACGAGCUAUAUUGGGGGAAAAAAAAUUAAAAAAAAGGACAAAAGGCAACACUCACCAAUUGAAUCAAAUAGUUUAUUACUCAAAAAAGAGGACACAGAAUCUAGCAUCUUGAUAGAGGAUGAAGAACAUGAACAACAUGCCACGAAAAAAAGUAAAAAAAGAAAGAUGGAGGCAACUUUAAAUCAUUUUGAAAUCAAUACAUCAAUUUUGAAUGGUAAAGUAGAAAAUUAUUCCCUUUCUGAUGAGGUGAAAAAUAUAACAAAUGCAAAAUUUAAUAAAAGGAAAAAAAAAAAAAUGCUCGACUAAUAUUGAAAUUCAAAUUAUCUUAAAUAUAUGCUU